GAUAUCCAACCGGGAAAGAAAAGGAAAACCGACUGCCGACUGGUCUGGUUAGCUAUCUACCGGGGAGAGUCGGAUCAGCGUGUCAACUGGCCGCGCCAUGGCCUUCUCCGCUUUCUCAUGGUCGUUUCGCCGCCGGGGGAGCGGCAGCGGGGCUGGCGCCGGGGCAAGCAAGUCAUCCCCCGCGGCCGCGGAGGACGAGGAGCUUGGCGUGACCCCGCAGCUCCUGGACUUCCUCCGGACGCUCUCCCCCGACGCCUUCAAGGCCGCCGCCAUCCAGCUACAAGGGGGCUCUGCGGAGGCGGCCGCCGGCGACCUCACAAGCUGGCAGGAGCGGCAUGCCGUGCUCGUGCUAUCCAAAGCCAAGGAACUCGCCAAGAUUCGGUACGAUCUGUGCCCUCGUCACAUGAAGGAUAAGCAGUUCUGGAGGAUAUACUUCCUGCUUUCCAAGAGUUAUAUCUCACCGUACGAGCUAUGUGCCAUACAGAAAGAAAAGCUAAGGAGGAUGGAAAUGGAAAAUGGCAAGUCAAAAGAAGUGAUUACUGUUGAGGUGGAGAUGCAAGAAUCAAAAGGCAGUAGAGUCUCCCAACCAUCAGAAAUUGACUUAGAAUCCCAAGCUUAGCUUCACAUUUAUAGCUUCUAACAGGAUUUAGCCUAGGUAAUGCAAGUAGUAGUCCUUUUAUGAUUCCUUCACAGAUCAAUAGCUCAUAUGUCCAGUUGCAACGACUAGUGCGAGGUGCGCCAAACAAGUUCCACAAGUUCAUCAGAUGAUGCAUGGCCUGUUUUUGCAACUACUUUCGCUGUAUUGGAAGUCUGCUGUGUGCUUUUUGUACACUGAAACCAAGUAGUUCUUUUUGGCAUCAUGUGGCAUAUGCUCGUUGGCUGUGCUCUGAGCCACUGACAUGUAACCUCAUGGUAUCUUGAAUGUAAUUUUGUUGCGAAGAACAUAAAUAUUGUACCUCCCAUAUUAACUUGCUUGUGCAAAUGCGAUAUGUUUUCUGCA
This is a messenger RNA of Panicum hallii, 1000 nucleotides long. RefSeq lists its product as uncharacterized. Bases 98 to 619 code for a protein of 173 amino acids. The record is from RefSeq and is a predicted model, not a curated record. The transcript has 4 exons. NCBI's taxonomy places the organism in Eukaryota, Viridiplantae, Streptophyta, Magnoliopsida, Poales, Poaceae.